Messenger RNA from Drosophila willistoni, 1610 nucleotides. RefSeq names its product synaptic vesicle glycoprotein 2A. Gene Ontology annotation, cellular component: membrane. The record is from RefSeq and is a predicted model, not a curated record. The transcript has 5 exons. The coding region runs from base 20 to 1510 and encodes 496 amino acids. Gene Ontology annotation, biological process: transmembrane transport. Gene Ontology annotation, molecular function: transmembrane transporter activity. Lineage: Eukaryota; Metazoa; Arthropoda; Insecta; Diptera; Drosophilidae.
CAUUCUUUGAACAUUCAACAUGAAUUCUAAUCUCAACGAGUUUGACAAUGUGAUGGAACAGAUUGGUUUUGGCAGGGUUCAUCUUUAUGCGACGCUCACGCUUGGUCUACUACAAAUGUUUACCAUUCACGAGACCAUGGGAAUUGGAAUUAUUGGUCCAGCUUCGGUGUGCGACAUGCGUUUAAACCUAAUGCAGUUGGCCACAAUAAUGGCAGCCGCCUUCUUAGGCAUCAUCUGUUCGUCGUAUUUUUGGGGCUACAUAACCGAUAAAAUGGGUCGUCGAUGGAUUCUGUUACGGACUAUAUCAAUUUGUAAUAUUUGCGCGCUGCUUUCGAUGUUUAUGGUUAGUUUUACGAGUUUUUUCGUAAUGCGUUUCCUUACGGGCAUCUUUGUGGCUGGUCCCAGCUUCGUAGCUGUCACUUAUCUUAGCGAGUUCUGCAACAAACAAAUCCUGGCCCGAGUAGUUACCCACAUGUACAUGUUUACUGGCUUUGCCAUGUUUUACUGUCCAUUGGUGGCUUCGUUCUUUUUCACCAGCUUCAUGGACUUUGAGGUGGAUGUACUUGAAAUGCUAACAUUACGCUCUUGGCGGUUUCUUGGCUGUACGUUUAUGGUGCCUGGCGCAAUUGCAUUUUUUCUUUUGUUAGGUAUGCCCGAGAGUCCAAAGUUUCUCUUCAUGAUUGGCGACACGCAAGGGGGAAUGGCCGUAAUGGAAUGGGUGAGCAUGAAGAACACUGGACACCCGCUGAGUCCCGAUCAGGUGGCUGAAUUGAAUAAGUUCCAGGCGGCUACCGAGGUGAAGCGCCAAAGGAAUUCCGUAAAUAUCCUGCAGACGAUGCUCAGUGAUGCGAUGCCUUUGUUUCGAAAACCAUUUGUUGGUUUCUAUGUGGGCAGCUGCGCGGUUAUGUUUACGCUUGGACUUUUAGCAAACGGUCUGGGUAUCUGGUAUGCAGCAAUGAGGAAUCGCAUCAACAUGCGUCUCGGUAGCAAAGAAGACAUGACCUUCUGCAACAUACUCUUUACCCCCUUCAGAGACAUAUUGCAAGAAAGUGAGGACGACUUGGUUGUGAUGUGCAACGACGGUUUCAAGGGCUUCAACGAUUCACUCAUUUUAGGUUUCACCUAUAUUCUUCUGUACAACGUUUGUUGGCUGCUACUUUUUCUGGUGCCACGCAAGGCCAUGUUUAUUGUAGCUCUGGUUAUGUCCUCCACUUGUGGUUUUGCCCUUAUUUUUGUUACCAAUUACUGGGUGCAACUGUUUUCAUUUAUAUUUUUCAUAGCACUCCCAGGUGUCCUUAUCAGCCUGUUGGGUGGUGCUCUCCUUGAGUACGUGCCCACGUAUGUACGUGCGAAGGCGUUGUGCAUCAGUUUGAUGUGGUGUCGCUGGGGCGCUGUUGUUGGUGCCAUCAUGGUCGGCGCGUAUGUGGACACCAACUGCGAAAUAACAUUGCUAACAAUUGCUAUCCUUCCCCUGUUAUCGGCCAGCAUUGAGGGAUUUUUGCCUUUAUAAUGUGAAAUAUUUUAUCUAAAUCUGAAUGUGUUUUUGUUUUAUAUACUUUAUAAAACCCAUUGUAUAUGUAAAGCUUUGAAACUUAAAGAUCUUUAAAUCA